Amoebophrya sp. A120 is the source of this 1023-nucleotide messenger RNA. Lineage: Eukaryota; Dinophyceae; Syndiniales; Amoebophryaceae. The record is from the annotation of a GenBank genome assembly.
AUGUUCGGCGAUUUUUGCUUGAACGACGCACGACGGCCGCCGUUGAAUACAGGACCUGUUAUGAAUUUUUCUGACCAAGGCACAGCAUCCUCGGGAAGCGAUCAUUACCAGGCCGCCCAGUCCCAGACCGCUCAGUAUGAUGACUUGUGCCAUGUCUGGAGGAAUUGGGAUGAAAGAGCGAACAGCCACCUCAUUUACGACGUCUCCAAACACAGUCUUAAACUCGACGCGAACUCAAACGAAAAGCAGGUCGCAGACAAGUGCUGUAAGGUGGUCGACGGACCACGACCACGGACAAGCAGCAGCGCACCGGGCGCAUCGGUAAACAGCGCUGCACCGGUACUAGACAGCGCUGCACCGGCAAACAACGCUGCACCGGCACGCAGCAGCACCAGAAACGAGAAGACGGAUUGCUGCUCCUGUAGUUAAGGUAGAUGCUGGGUGGACCACAGGCGUGACAGUAGCCGAAAUAAGGAGUAGCGGUCUUCUAGUUCUCGUCGCAAUUGAAUUUCCGGAACAAAGGCUGCGUAUUUAUCACUGACCACUAUCUUGCUGUUUCUUAUUCUUUCCGGUAUCCACAGCAGAGCAACGAACACCUCUCUGUUUUGCUCUUUUAGAAAAUUUUUCACGACCGCCCCUUCUGGAGCUACAAAAGCAGACAACUCUCGCGCCUGUGAAGUAGACGGUGACUCCUGGUGAAGAAUUUAUUUUGGAAAUUUUGUUUUGGUUUGUGAUAGAUGUUGCGAAUUAUUUCACGAGAUGUUGACUCUCUCCUGCAUUCUCCUGCAAGUUAAAGAGAAAUUUAAAAAGAAAAACGUUGAUCUUCAUAUUACAAACAAGAAUGGACAUCUAACCCCAGAGUUCCGUCUUGUCAAGUAGCCGGAGCCAAGGACUUGACGAGAAGUGUAAUUAUGCCUAUUUGAUCUUUUGCGUCAGUUCGACUUACAGCACUUCCACUACAACACUCUGUACAAAUUUUGACAUGAAUGGGCACUCUACGAGUUUGAUAUCCACCAGAGAAUA